Molecule: messenger RNA, 837 nt
Organism: Melampsora larici-populina 98AG31
Lineage: Eukaryota; Fungi; Basidiomycota; Pucciniomycetes; Pucciniales; Melampsoraceae
Exons: 5
Coding region: 1-837 (278 amino acids)
Source: RefSeq, a predicted model, not a curated record
AUGUCAUUUCGAGCGACCUGCGUUAUCUUUCCGAUAUCGGCAAUCACCACAAUUGAAGAGGUAUCAACCAAUAGGUUGAUCAUCCUGGAGGAUGAUGAUGUGACCAAGUGGUUGCAUCAUCAACUCACCAGACCAACCAUCAACCCCAACAAUAGAUGGUUGAACGAUUCAAAUACCAACACUCCGACUUCUAAUUCAUCCCGUUUGGAUUCUCCCAGGUCUCAACUCAUAUCUUCCAACAUGAGUAGAGCAUCUGGGUAUGAGACCAAUGAAUCCCAACCUCGGCGAACAUCGCGCAUUACUACUCCUGCCCGAUUGGACCCCGGAAUGAUUCAACCGUCACAGGACAGCCGUUGUGGUCUCUUCCUUCCGCCUUUGCAACUACAUUCUUCCAUUGCAAGCUCAGCAGUCAAUCCAACUGGCCGCAAACGAGGCCGAACUACCUCUAUAUCCGAUUCCGAGACGGCCUCGAGCCAUGUUCCCUGUAACCAGCCUCACAGGUCCAACCUCACUGGUAACAAAAAGAAGAAGAAGAUCGGCCAGAAGAAGCCUUUACCACCCCCGUCACAUCCAUUCAAUCAAAAGCCCAAGUCUGACAUGACUAUCAUCAUUGCAGGCUGUUUCCACUGCUUCAACGGUUACGGCUGCUUCCGGAAAAUUGAACCCAAACAAAUAUCAGGCCAAGGACCAUCCAUUGAUCUGCGCCAAGACUCUGACGAGGAAAACACUAGGAUCAGAAAACGAUCGAAGACUAACCCAGACCCAAAGGAGGACAAUUAUGAUGACAUAGCUUUAUACUUUGGAGCACCAACGGCUGGUGACAAGGAUUUCAACUGA